Molecule: messenger RNA, 492 nt
Organism: Gamsiella multidivaricata
Lineage: Eukaryota; Fungi; Mortierellomycota; Mortierellomycetes; Mortierellales; Mortierellaceae
Exons: 1
Coding region: 1-492 (163 amino acids)
Source: RefSeq, a predicted model, not a curated record
AUGGACAUGGACACAGCGCUGUACAAUUACAUGGUCGGACUGGAACCCAAAACCAGCAAGGAGGUGCGACUUAGACAACCGACGACGCUGGAUGCCGCUAUCCAGCAAGCUAUCAUCGUCCACAGCAUCUUACACCCCACCAAUCCCAACACUGCCACCACGAUCUCUGUCCCAACCGCCCCCUCAUCCGCCGAGCCCAUGGACCUGGACGCAAUGAACGUCCUCCUCACCAACCUCACCACCUUAGCCAAGACAACCACCGUCGCCAGCAUUCGCCAGCGCCCUCAACACACCGCUCGUUCAUCAUUGCGUCCAUCCCUCCCCAAACUCGACGCUGCCACACGCGAAUACCAUAUCCGACAUGGUCUUUGUCAUCGAUGCCGUAUUUCAGGCCGCAUUUCCAAGAACUGCAGGGGUGAUAGAGCAUUCAACGAUAUUGAAACAGGCUCCCAGACAGCUGGCGAGUCGAGAAAAGGCCAGGGCGAGCUGUGA